GCCAUCUGUAGUUUAUAACGUGAACUAGUUACAAAUUCAUCGUUACCGGUUUUACGCUGAUUAUGACAGUUCGUUUUGUAAAUUUGUCAUCACCGAGAAGCAGAACAACACUAUUCCGAAAUAUGGCCGCAUGGGUAGGUGACAGCGGCUUCUUCGAUAAAUCCACACAGAAUGCUCUCAGCUCCUUUACACCUGAUGAGUUUUCUAUUGUUGUCAACACAAAAUUAGACGUGAAUGAGUUUUAUGAGAAUCCUAUUAGUCAAGUGCGUACGGACGAUGAAAAACCUGGAAAUAAAGUUGUGACGUCGGAAAGCGAUUUAAUCCCGGAGGAUCAAAACAUAGAAAAUCUUAUAGGACUGACAUCUCACAAUGACACAGUAUCAGACAUGCCAAAGCCGACUAUUGACAUCGCAAAGCCUAACAUGGAUAAAAACAAACGCAAGCCGGAGGACAACAGUGCGAGGUACAAGUGUGAAUAUGAGGGUUGUGAACGCACAUACAGCACUGUCGGAAACCUGCGCACACACAUGAAAACACACAAGGGUGAAUACAGGUUUAAAUGUCCGAUGCAAUUAUGUGAUAAAGCAUUUCUUACGUCAUAUAGUCUGAAGAUUCACAUACGCGCACACACAAAGGCAAAACCCUUCGCUUGUACCAUAAGUGGAUGUAGGAAAGCCUUCAAUACAUUAUACAGGUUAAGAGCUCAUCAGCGGUUGCACAGUGGCGACACAUUCAAUUGCAACGCCGAUGGCUGCACCAAGUUCUUCACAACACUUAGCGAUCUUAAGAAACACAUACGAACACACACACAAGAGAGACCCUACAAAUGUCGAUCGGAAGGCUGUGGCAAGUCGUUCACCGCGUCCCACCACCUGAAGGCUCACGGGCGCACGCACUCGGGCGCUCGGCCUCACGCCUGCACGGAGCCCGACUGUGGACGCCUCUUCUCAACGUCGACCAGUUUGAAGGCGCAUAUUUUGAAACAUCAGGUAAAAUCCGAGCCGCCAGUUACAAACAAACCAGCGGAGCCAAUACAACAUCCGUCACAAGAGACAAAAACAGCUGACGAUGUUAUGAACUGGGACAGCCUUCUCGAGUCCUUUGGCAGAAUAACAACAGAGUCCAACUCUACAGACGGAAGUCUAGAGGACAUCACUAAAGUCAACACCGUCGAUAUAACAGAACUACUAUUCCCGAACAACGCUAACAACACUAAAAAUAUUCAAACUACUGAUUUAGCUGUAGAUUACGAUCUUGCCAGCCUCACUUUAUCUCCCUUCGCAGUCGAAAAGAGUGACAAGAAGAGUUUCAGCGUCGAUUCUUGGGUCGAUGUCAACGAUUUACAACCAACGGUACAGCCGAUGGAACCACCGCCUAUGCACCUGGGUGGCCAUAAAUUGGAAGUGAAAUCUAAAGCCAUGCAACUAGCUUUAGCCAAUGAAAUCGAAGACCAAGCUCCAUGGGUUGACGUUAGCGCCUUAGCUGCUUCAAUAUCAGAAACUCCAGUUUGCAUUGAAGAGAAAACGCCGGAAAGCAUAUUCACACUUGCAACAUUUGUUCCCACACAUAUGCAAAGCUACAUAGACCUAAAUACCGAAAUUGCGCCGACCGCAAACCUUAUUACCCAUGACUCAUUCGAUUUGGAUACACCAAGUGUGCUCGACGUCGGCGACAAAGUGUUUAACGAUAGUGAAAUAGUGACAAAUCUUGGAACCAAUAAAAUUGAAACAGACUUAGACAUAUUGUUAGGAUCUGAUCCGGAUAGAUCUCUGAAUACUCCGCCCCCGUCCAAAGUGCAGCAGAACAUUGAAAUAAACCCCGCGAACUCCGUCCUGUUCAAUACUGAUCUAGAUUUGGAAGACACUUUACUGUUUGAUAACGAGCCACCUUCUGACAUGUACGUUGUGAGGACAGAGAAUAUAUUCGGUAAGAACAUGCCGAAAAGGAAUGCUCUGGAACAGUUGACAGCUGAUGCCGGCAUUUGUGCGUGUUCGGAAUGUAAGUGUGAUCCAAGUGUUGGAGAGUGUAGGAAUUGUGGCGGCCGUGAACCAGCUAGGAAGGAGCGCUGUACGGAUGACACUUGCUCCUGCGUUGACUGUAAGUGCGAUCACGCAGCGAUGAAGUGCGCGGUCGGCUGCGGCCAAGCGACGGACACUAACCACAACACAUUCUUGCAUUAUCAUAGACGACAUAACAAUUCUAACUUAGAAGACUUAGGCAUUUAUACACUCCACGAAUGUGAUGACCAAACACCACUGGUAUCUAAGAGUUUAGGGUGUUCUUGUGAUUCUCCGGCGGUAUCAAAAGUCAUCUCAGAUAUUGUCAAAAGUGAAAAGAAGUCGUGUUGUAGCAAAAAGGUGAAUGACGAGAAGGUUGCAUGUGGUCCGGCAACACCUGACUCGAACUCUGUUGUCAAGUCUUUAGUGUGCGGUGAAAAAGUAUCAUCAUCUGAAACCAAGGAAGCCUGUUGUGACGGCAACAAGUCGUGUUGCGUUACUAUAUGUUUUAAGAAACUGAACGCUUUCAAGCAGUUUCUGUCAGACAACGACCUGAUUCACGCCUUGAAAUCACAUAAUUUUAAUCUAACAACGAGCUAAUGAUAGAAGCUUUUAUAAACAAUUGCAUUUAACUACGUACAAAAGCAUUGAGUUUCUUGCAUUGCAUCCCUGAGCUGUUAGUCUCUCCUACGUGAUAUUUUGUCCAAUAUAAGCUAUAUUUUAUGUAAAUAAUUGUGUUUUGUUGUGUUAUAUGUAUGUAUUUUUGCCGUAGCAAGUUUAAAGAAUGGAAUAGGAGUAUAUUAACUUAUAAAUGUCAUAGUUUUGUCGAAUGUUCAUAUUGUUGUAAGUGAAACAUUUGUCUAUUAUAUCUGUGCCAGAAAUUAUGUUAACACUUCCAAAGAUUAAUCUAAAAUAUUUAUUCUAAAAUUGCAACUUUGUUGUUUUAUAUACAUUGUGUACAAACUGGGUAUGUUGUAAUCGUGUAAUUUUACAGAGCAAAUUUUUAUCUAUAUCUACAUUUUUACAAAAUAUUCGCCAAUAAUGCCAUGUUCCCUGUAGGGAGGACAAAGUGCCAUAAAUUAAAUUUAUGACUUGAAGUUGUUAAUAACGUAAGGAACCUAAUGUUUGGUGCUAUCUAAGUUAAGAAAUCCAGUGCCUUAAAUGUUGUUGUACUUACAAUGUGCUUAAAACUGUACAAAUGUUGAAUAAUUUUAUAUGAGAUUUUUAUUCACUUGUUUUAUAUAAAUGCGAUAAUUGUAAUGCUGUAAGUUUUCUAGUCCACAUAACAAAUAAAAUGCUUUAUAAUUA
Trichoplusia ni (cabbage looper) is the source of this 3305-nucleotide messenger RNA. RefSeq lists its product as uncharacterized. Gene Ontology annotation, cellular component: nucleus. The record is from RefSeq and is a predicted model, not a curated record. NCBI's taxonomy places the organism in Eukaryota, Metazoa, Arthropoda, Insecta, Lepidoptera, Noctuidae. Bases 63 to 2597 code for a protein of 844 amino acids. The transcript has 6 exons. Gene Ontology annotation, biological process: regulation of transcription by RNA polymerase II.